UCGCUUAACUUCAGUUCGCGGAGAACCUUAAUUCUUGUUUUUAUUUGAUCACACAACACACAGAAUGGCAAUUGCAUACAAUCUUAUCAGCACGGUUUGAGCUCGUCAGUUGCGGUCGGCUAACGAAAAUCAUAUUAGGAGGUGGGCAGGUCUUGCACCAUUCAAGUAUCUCUCGUGUAAAAUGGAUGACCGACAGCUGGAAGAGGCGUACGAGCUGGCCUGCCGUCUUACCAAGGAAUGUGGCCCCAUAGUAUUGGAUGGGUUCCUGAACAUCUCGAAAACGGUAGAAACCAAAGGCAAUCGUCACUGGGAUGUUGUUACUGAUUACGAUCGACGCGUUGAGGAAGUGCUCAUACAGGGACUGAAAAAACGCUUCCCGGACCAUCGGAUGUUGGGUGAAGAAUCGACAACGGCCGAAAAUAGAAGGGAACCACUGGAUCAGAGACCGACCUGGAUCAUCGAUCCCAUCGACGGAACCAAUAAUUUCGUGCGCGGCGUCAAGUUUAUUGCCAUUUCGGUGGCCCUGGUUGUCGGUGGGGAUUUGAAAAUCGGGAUCGUAUUCAAUCCCUGUUUGGAUGAGUUCUAUUCGGCUGCCAAAGGAAAGGGAGCGUUCCUGAAUGGACAGAAAAUUACUACCAGUGGAAUUCAAGAUCUCAAAUCGUCUCUGGUGGGUCACGAGUUUUCCAUCGCCAGUCACCAAGGUGCUAGGCCGUACAUCUUCGGUCGUGGCUGUGAGUUCAUCAAGGAGUGCACGGGGCUGCGGGCGUUCGGAUCGGCGGCUCUUACAUUGGCCUAUUUGGCGAGCGGAAAUAUAGAUGUGUAUACCAUUGAAAUGUUGGCGCCGUGGGAUAUUGCUGCCGGGGCUUUGCUGAUUCGGGAAGCCGGUGGAACUGUUAUGAACAUCAAUGGAGGUGAAUACGACAUUCUUAAACCCGAUAUUAUUGCGGCCGCUAGUGAUAAGUUGGCCCAACGAGUGUUGGAGAUUGUUCGGAAAGUCAAUGAUGAUGUAGAACAGAAGUAAUAUUCUGGAUGAAUGCAUUUACUGAUCAUUAUUUUAAUAAAUAGAUGAAUUGAGUAAACUUCAUAAAAUUUUGAAAUCAAUCCGUGAAAAGACGAUGCACGAUUCAGAAAUUUGUUUCUUACCAGUACAAAAAGUUCUGGAAGAAGGACCCAAACCCUAAAAACGAAUUGAAGACAGACUGAUUGAAAGGUGAAAUUUUCGUUUAUUUUGUAUCCG
Molecule: messenger RNA, 1237 nt
Organism: Uranotaenia lowii
Lineage: Eukaryota; Metazoa; Arthropoda; Insecta; Diptera; Culicidae
Exons: 2
Coding region: 182-1021 (279 amino acids)
Biological process (GO): phosphatidylinositol phosphate biosynthetic process; inositol metabolic process; signal transduction
Molecular function (GO): inositol monophosphate 1-phosphatase activity
Source: RefSeq, a predicted model, not a curated record